Canariomyces notabilis is the source of this 1548-nucleotide messenger RNA. Its product is annotated as HET-domain-containing protein. NCBI's taxonomy places the organism in Eukaryota, Fungi, Ascomycota, Sordariomycetes, Sordariales, Chaetomiaceae. The record is from RefSeq and is a predicted model, not a curated record. Bases 1 to 1548 code for a protein of 515 amino acids. The transcript has 2 exons.
AUGCCAAUCGUGCUAUCAGUCGAUCGCCGAGCCGAUGGGACGAAGCCUGUCUCCGAGGUCGUACGUCGCCAGGAUCCCAAGCUCAGCCAGCAUCAUUAUUCCAAGUUGUUACCGGGCAAUAUUCGCCUACUUCACCUUCUUCCAGACGAAGAUGACAAAGCUCCGAUACAAUGUCAACUCUUGGAAUAUGCGCUCCAGAAGACGGGAAAAAGGGCAUGUUUGUACGAGGCCCUAUCCUACUGCUGGGGUAGCUCAGACAAGCCUUAUCGUGCCUUCAUAGGCGAGCGUUACUUGCCCAUCACAUCAAACCUAUACGCGGCACUGUUGCGACUUCGAGAUCGCUUCAUCGGGCGAGUGCUAUGGGUGGAUUCUAUCUGCAUCGACCAAGAAGAUACGGAAGAGCGAGGACAGCAAGUUCAGUUCAUGGCAGAGAUAUACUGUAAAGCGAACCGUGUGAUCGUCUGGCUUGGAGAAGCUGAACCUGGCGACCAUCACGCAUCGAAGGAAAUAGUCGGUGCUGCAUUGGCAAGCGGAGACCAGACUACGACUCCCUCCGAUAAUGAAAGCGGCCAUGAAGCUGUUUCCAGGCUUCUGGCGCGACCGUGGUUUCGGCGUAUCUGGGUGCUGCAGGAGGUUGCUGCGGCUCGGAAUCUACGCAUAAUGUGUGGCUCAACCGAGGUCGACGGAUUCGCCUUCCACUUGGGUCUCGAAGCCUACCCAGGCUUCCAGAAUCCGAUACGUCCAGUGACAUACCUGAUGAAGAAUUCCAUAUCCCGGCCCAAUUACAUGAUUGAUUCUUCAGGCAGGGUCUCUUUGGGCAUACGCCCUCUCAGCGAGCUGAUGGACAUGUAUCACACCCAUGAGGCCUCGGAGCGCCGUGAUAAGGUAUUCGCCUUGCUCGGCAUGAGUUCCGAUGCCCCCAGUGCGUUACAAGCCGCUGGCCUAUCGCCGGACUACGACGUACCAUGGGAGGAAGUCCUCAGGCGACUCGUCCAGUUCUUUCUCGGAGGCCGGGUAGUGGUGGACACAUUCCCCGAUCGGGAGUUCUCGAUCAUUAAAGCCAAAAGUUGUCUUGUUGGCAAGGUGUCCUCUGUCAACGGACAACGAGUGACCACUACUAGUACCACGCGAAGGCCUACGUCGCAGGAUCCCUUGGCGUGGUCUAAGAAGGAAUGGGUCUCCCAGCCAUCCCCCAAAGCUGUUCAAAAGGGUGACCUGGUUUGCUAUAUCGACGGAGCAGCAACAUCUCUCAUCAUCAGACCAUUUACCGAUUACUUUUCCGUCAUCUUGGUCUCAGUCCCGGCACUGGAAGAAUUGAUCAUAGACAGCGGACCAUGGCGACGAAAUGAAGAUACAACACUGCGUUCUCUGUCUGAUGUUCUACUGGUUUGGACCUGGGAGAGCUCCGAGAUCCAUCCUCUUCUCAAUGACUAUGAAUUCGAGCUUAGAUAUGACGACUACCUGGAAGGAGAGGAAAGGGAUGCUCUAGCCAAGGUGGCUAGAAUAUGGAACCGCUGCUUCGCUGUUUCAAGAUGCAGAUCAGUAUGA